AUGGCAACCGACACCAUCGUCCUGAUAACAGGCGCAAACACGGGUUUAGGUCUCGAGACUGUCAAGUCUUUGCUUCAAUCUUCCAAAAAGACAUACACCAUCCUCCUAGGCGGGCGUAGUUUGGAGAAAGCAACUGCUGCUGCGAAGCAGGUCAAGGCGGACUUUCCCCAAAGUCAGAGUGUGGUAACCCCUGUCCAGAUCGAUAUCGAGGAUGACCAGUCCAUCAAGACUUUGUUCGGAAAUCUUGAGAAGAAUCAUGGGAGGCUAGAUGUGCUGGUGAACAAUGCUGGCGGCCAGUUUGACCACCAAUUCUCCUCCGGCGACCUCACUAUGCGUCAGAUGUGGAACAAAUCCUGGGAUGUCAACGUGACGGGAACAUACAUCCUCACAUACAUACUCAUGCCACUCUUAUUGAAAUCUUCAGACCCCCGACUGCUUUUUAUCACAAGCGGUACCUCUACUCUCGCGGAGAGUACGAAUCCCGCGGUGAGAAUCAACCACUCGCCCACGGAAAAAGGCUGGCCGAAAGAUGGCGGUGUCUUCGCAGGGUUAGGGAUUCCAGCAUACAGGGCGAGUAAGACUGGAUUGAAUAUGAUGAUGCGUGAGUGGGUCAGGUUGUUGAAGGAGGAUGGUGUCAAGGUGUGGUGUGUGAGCCCGGGCAUGUUGGCGACGGGACUCGGUCUGGGAAACCCAGAGUUGUUGAGGCAGAUGGGUGCGUUGGAUCCGAGUGUCGGAGCGGGCGUGGUGAGGGAUGUGGUCGAGGGGAGAAGGGACGAAGAUGUUGGAUCAGUAGUAAGGAAAGAUGGGAUCCAGCCUUGGUGA
This is a messenger RNA of Cladophialophora psammophila CBS 110553, 822 nucleotides long. RefSeq lists its product as uncharacterized. The record is from RefSeq and is a predicted model, not a curated record. The transcript has 2 exons. Gene Ontology annotation, cellular component: intracellular anatomical structure. NCBI's taxonomy places the organism in Eukaryota, Fungi, Ascomycota, Eurotiomycetes, Chaetothyriales, Herpotrichiellaceae. The coding region runs from base 1 to 822 and encodes 273 amino acids. Gene Ontology annotation, molecular function: oxidoreductase activity, acting on NAD(P)H, oxygen as acceptor.